UCAGCAAGAUUAAAGCGAUCAACAACAGUGUCUCCUUCCCCGCCCCCCUUUCCCAUGCCUGCAUCCCAUCCUGAGUUUUAGCAACAACUGGAGUGAGUGAAGAGUGACUGGAGUGAAAUGUGAGGCUGCAGCUCUAGUCGCGAAUGCUCCAAGCAGGAAGAAGCAGAGCCGGAAAACCGUGGCAAGAAACACCUCUGAAAACGUGGGUGGUGGGCUAGAGAGUGUCACCCAUGAGAAAUUUCAGUCAAAAGAAGCAACUUUCCAUCUCGGAUGGAAAAGCAGCUGAAACGCCACUGGAGUCUUCUGCAGAAUGCAAGGCAGCCGAGCACAUAGACACCCAAGCGACUAUUCCCUAUGGAUUGCAGUUGUUCCAGGAAACUGAGAAGUACUUGGGUGAGGAAGAGGAGGAGGAAGAGCAGAAGAGACUCCUUUCAAUAUUUGCAUUUGACCCCACUUUGGCUUCUGGAACAUUAGCUCCCUCCUCAGUGCUCAACAUUAAUGUUGGUGGCCGAACCUACCAUCUCACAUACCAGGCAGUGGCCACCUAUCCCAACACCCGCCUCGGACGCUUGGUUACUUCCACUGAUCGCCAUUGCCAGCUAGGCCUCUGUGAUGACUACGCGGUUCAGGGGGAUGAGUAUUUCUUUGACCGAGACCCUGCGGUUUUCCAGCUGGUCUACAACUUCUAUGCUUCCGGGGUGUUACAGGUACAAAAUGAGCUGUGCCCCCACAGCUUCUUGGAAGAGUUGAGCUACUGGGGGGUCCGUCUCAAAUACACGCCCCGCUGCUGCCGGAUCUGCUUCGAAGAGAGAUGCGAUGAGCUGAAUGACCAACUGAAAGUGCAAGAGGAGCUCCGUGCUCAGGCAGCCGUCCAGGAGAGCGAGGCUCUCUUCUGCCACAUGCGCUAUGCCGCGCAACGGUGGCGCCUUUGGAACCUCAUGGAGAAGCCCUUCUCUUCCACCAUGGCCAAAGCAGUGGGGGUUGCCUCCAGUUUCUUUGUUCUCAUAUCCGUGGUGGCCCUUGCUCUCAACACAGUCGAGGACUUGCAGCAGAAGGACAAAGUCACUGGAGAGCUACGGCCAGUGUUGGAACACGUGGAGACCUUCUGCGUGGCCUUCUUCACUCUAGAGUACAUACUGCGACUGCUCUCUACCCCUGACUUACACCGCUUUGCUAGUAGCGCUCUCAAUGCUGUGGACCUCAUUGCUAUUCUGCCCCUCUACCUUCAGCUGUUGCUGGAGCUUUUUAUCGAUGAAACCCACACUGGUGGGCAUGGGUCCCAACAUGAACAUGAGAUUGAGAAAGUGGGGCGAGUGGGCAAAGUAGGGCAAGUGCUACGCAUCAUGCGCCUGAUGCGCAUUUUUCGCAUUCUGAAGCUAGCCCGCCAUUCCACAGGGCUCCGAGCCUUUGGCUUCACUCUGCGCCAGUGUUACCAGCAGGUGGGUUGUCUCCUGCUCUUCAUCGUCCUGGGCAUCUCUGCCUUUUCAGCCAUGGUCUACACUGUGGAGCAUGACGUUGUUAGCACAAACUUCACCAGCAUUCCUCAGGCCUGGUGGUGGGCUGCCGUAAGCCUUUCUACUGUGGGAUAUGGAGACAUGUAUCCGGAGACCCACCUGGGACGGGUGUUUGCGUUCCUCUGCAUCGCUUUUGGGAUCAUCCUGAACGGCAUGCCUAUCUCCGUCCUCUACAAUAAAUUCUCGGAUUACUACGGCAAGCUGAAAGCGUACGAGUACACGGCCAUACAGAAAGACCGGGGGAAAGUGGAGUUCGUGCAACGGGCCAUGAAGAAGAUGUCAGAGUGUUACGGAAAGCGAUCAGCCCCAUCCCCAAGCCACAGAUACAAUUAAUACAGGUGGUCCUUGACUUACAACUGUUCAUUUAGUGACCGUUCAAAGUUACGAUCGUGGAAAAAAAGUGACUUAGGGCCGUUUGCACACUUACGACCAUGGCAGCAUCUCCUUGGUCAUGUGAUCAAACUUCAGACGCUUGGCAACUGAGUCAUAUUUGUGACAGUUAUUGUCCCAGGGUCACGUGAUCAUUUUCAGCGACCUUCUGACGAGCAAAGUCCACGGGGAAGCCAGAUUCACUUAACAGCUGAGUUGCUAACUUAAGAACUGCAGUGAUUCGCUUAGCAACUGUGGCAAGAAAGGUCGUAAAAUGGGGCAAAAGUCACUUAACGUUUGACUCACUUAGCAACAGAAAUUUGGGGGUCAAUUGUGGUCGUAGGUCGAGGAAUACCUGUACUCCGGAAAGAGACGGAGGAGGAGGAUGGACUUAGAAAUGACACUUAAAGCUUCAUUUAAAGAGAGAGAUUUGUGUUGAGUUCCUCUUUCUUAUUAAUUUGCUUAAUACAGAUUCCAACUCAUAUUCAAACAGCUGAUAAUGCCUUGAAACCGGGAUCCAACAACGAGUCAAGGAAGAAGAUGCUAAGAACCAGGAUAAAUAGUAUGCAAUGUCAGAUGUUUGGUCUGCAGAUACGAUCUGUCAAAGGAGUACAGAUAGUCCUCGAGUUACGACAGUUUGUUUAGUGACUGUUUGAAGUUACAACGGCACUGAAAAAAGUGACUUAUGACCGUUUUUCACACUUAUGACCAUUGCAGCAUCCCCAUAGUCACAUGAUCAAAAUUCAGAUGCUUGGCAACUGACUGAUACCGUAUGUAUGACAAUUGCAGUGUCCUGGCUCAUGUGAUCCACUUUUUGCUACCGUCUGACAAUCAAAGUCAACGGGGAAGCCGGAUUCGCUUAAGAACGGCAGUGAUUCACUUAGCAACUGUGGCAAGGAAGGUCAUAAAAUAAGGCAAAAUUCACUUAACAGCUGUCUCAGAAACAGAAAUAUUGGGUUCAAUUGCGGUCGUAAAUUGAGGACUACUUUUAUGGACAUCUCUACUGGUGUGGCAGAUGUUUUGGAGACUGUCACGCAGAAAUGUGUCCAUUUUACUACAUAAUUUUGAUUGCAAAGAAGAACAGUUGGAAGUACUUUUCUUCCAGUCUUCCACAGUCCAAUUUAUCUGAAAAGCACAAUGUUGAAGAUUCGUUUAAACGAAUAAGGAAUGCCAAAAUCUCCCAGACAUUCAGAUUCACAUGUUUUAUGUAUCCACAUUCAUAACAAUAAUAUUAGGGUCAAGACAGUUACUUCUUUUUCUUUAUGAUUUUCUUCAUCUCUCUUUAACUGUUUUCUGAAUCUAGGGCAUAUGAAAUUAGGAUUAGGUUGUCAGGGUAAAUUUUAGAAAUAGUUUUCUAAGUAAUAAAAUACCAGUGUUUGCUAAUUGAUGCCCAUAUAUAACCUAAAGAAUGAAACAGAAGUAGCGAGAGAGUGAUGUAACAGCAUGGGACAUGCCAAAUCAAAUGUCCAAUUGAAAUGUAAAGAACUAAAAUGUGUAAUUUAGUAAUCCAAAUGCAUAAUCCACAUAGCUUCCAAUAUAACAACUGUAGCAUAAUUCACUUUAAUUUUUUUAUUUGUUUGGCUAUACUGGCUUUAUAUAAUAUUACAGAGGAGUCAAACUUUCCCUAGUUGGCACCUCUGCUUUUUUUACAUUAAGACCCAAAAUUCAGCCUGAUGUUUGGUCAAAGAGCAAACUGAGCAUCUUGUAGAGCAAGGCUGCUAAAGAGAGAGCUCACGCCAGACAGGCUGUUGACUUCCUCGCAUGUAUUGUGCGGGACUAACAACUGAGCCUGGUGGCACCUUCUGGAAUGGAAGAAAUUCUCCACAACUUUUGUGAAGUCAGUGCUGUAACCUUCAAGAACAGCUUUAGCCUCACAGUUGAGUCUGUGGGUGAAUACUCUCACAUCAGACUGAUGUCAUUAAUUCUGUUGAGACAAUUUUAGAUAGAUAAAUAAAUAGAUGAUACAUAUAUAGAUGAUAGAUGAUGAUAGAGAUAGAUAGAUAGAUAGAUAGAUAGAUAGAUAGAUAGAUAGAUAGAUAAGGAUGGAUGAUAUUCCACUCAAGAGUAGGAAAGGGAAAUUCUUGUUAGCUGUGGAUAAUUAAUUUUAGAAAAGCUUCAGUAGGUAGGCCGAAACCAAUAGGGUAGAAUUUUCUCCCAUUAUUUUUGGAUGGUGGGAGUUAUAUAGUCCUUUCUGUCUGUCUUCCUUCCUUUCUCUCUCUCUCUCUCUUGCUCUCUUUUGUUUUCUUUCUUUUCAUGAUAAACUCAUUUAAAGUUUACAGUAAAUGCUUCUACUGUUUUGAAUCAGGUUCUCUUUUCAACAAUGUAGGUGGCUUUGAGGACCAUAAAAAUGGGGAACUAAGGCUCAUUCCUGAUAGAGAAGAUCCAAUUUUGGAGUUACUACUGAAGGAAAUAAUUUGCGCCAUUCUCCUAGCUUUGUAUAAACAUUGCAUCCAGACUCCUGGCUGGACAAACCGCCAGGGAGGAAUUACACUUACAUUGCAGUUACUGCCAGUGCACUUCCAAGAUCAAUUCAAAGUGCUGCUUGUUAUCCUAAAUGAUGCCGCAGCAGUUUGUGUCAGGAAAUGCUUCAGGAAAACUGAAUCUGCUUCUCCAGGCUGGUCAUUUGUAGAGGGCCUUGGGAAAGGCUGGUCAUUUGUAGAGGGCCUUGGGACUAACAGAGAGAAAGUCUGCCAUUUAAUUCCCAUAAAAUGGGGAAUUUCAUGGGAAUUAAACGGCAGACUUUCUCUCUGUUAGUCCCCACUCUGUAGAAUACCCCCCCCCCAAGAAUUGAGAAAGGAGAUAUUUUGGAAAUAACCCAAAGCAGUUCUAUUCCAGUGAGCCUUUGGCUUUUUUUAUCAUGCUUUUAUUGUGACUUCAGUUCUUUUUGGUUUUGCUUGUUUUAAUUAUAUGACACCCGGAGUCUUUUGGGAUUGGGGUGGAUUAAAAGUACCAGUGAAGAAGCGAAUUUAUCCAAUGGUCCUCUCAGUAGAUGCACAGGGUUUACUUCUUUGGGGACUCUACUGGCCAGAUCCAGGUUAUCUACGCUGGAAGGCCACUACAAUGCAGUCUGAUACAGAACCCUCUAAAUAUUCCGAGAUUCCACGUUAAAACUCAGCAGGUACCCUUGUUAACAUGCAGGAGAGAAAUCACAAAGUAGGAAAAUAAAAACCCCAAUUUUCAUACGAAUCACAUACUCAAAUGUUAUUAUGGGGAUUGCAGUAUAUCAGAGAAUGGUUUUGUGUCUGACUAUGAGUUUCCCCCCUGCCUCUGUUCUUCAGAUGCAUGAGCCUCUUUUCAUCUGCAACCAACGUGGUCUCUGGGCCUCAAGUCUUGAAUGAUAGAUCAACACAUCAGGAAAGGCUUUGUUAGACAACUGGGAAUAUAGGGAAUGUAGUGAAGAUUCAGCAAACACACAUUUGUUCCCAGAUGCUACCUCAGCCUUAGAUUAGUUGUGAGACAGUUGACUUGUUUUGCUGAACAUUCAUUUUUUAAUAAACUAAAUAUUGUAUGUCU
Pantherophis guttatus is the source of this 5396-nucleotide messenger RNA. RefSeq names its product potassium voltage-gated channel modifier subfamily V member 2 (gene KCNV2). Gene Ontology annotation, cellular component: voltage-gated potassium channel complex; membrane. Lineage: Eukaryota; Metazoa; Chordata; Lepidosauria; Squamata; Colubridae. The record is from RefSeq and is a predicted model, not a curated record. Gene Ontology annotation, biological process: potassium ion transmembrane transport; action potential; protein homooligomerization. Gene Ontology annotation, molecular function: voltage-gated potassium channel activity.